Adineta steineri is the source of this 1349-nucleotide messenger RNA. The record is from the annotation of a GenBank genome assembly. NCBI's taxonomy places the organism in Eukaryota, Metazoa, Rotifera, Eurotatoria, Adinetida, Adinetidae.
AUCGAUCUAAAUCAUCAUGAUAUUGAACAAAUAUCAUCAUCAUCAAGAAUAUCAAAUAAUAAACAACAAUCAACAUCAUCAUCAUCAACAUCAUCAACAAAACAUACUAAAACAGCUUUAACACCAUUACGUGAACAAGAUAUAUCCAAAUAUCGUUAUAUAAAUACAAUGGAAUUAGUACAAACAGUUAAAGAUAUUCUAAGUCGUUAUAGUAUAUCACAAAGACAUUUUGGAGAAAAAAUUCUUGGAUUAUCUCAGGGAAGUGUUAGUGAUAUUCUUGCGCGACCAAAACAAUGGGAAUUAUUAACACAAAAAGGUCGUGAACCAUUUCUUCGUAUGCGUAUUUUUCUUGAUGAUCCAAAUGCAAUAAAACAACUUGUACAAACUGUUUCAACAACACCAACAACAAAUACAAAUUCAAUAUUAUUACCAACAUUUUGUCCACCUCUCCCGCCAUCAGCGCCAUUAUCAUCAUCAUCAUCAUUUUCUUCUCUUCCUCCUUCAAUUCUAUCAACACCAUCACUUCUAUCAAAUGCAACAUUAAAUGGUUUUCAUUCAAAUAAUCUUUUAAUAAGAGAUAAUUCAAUUGAUUCACAAUCAAAUAAUGAUUCAUCACAACUUUUAAAUAAUGAAAUUAUACAACUCCCACCAACAUCUUCAUCAUCACCAUCAAAUGGAAUAACAUCAAAUUCGAAUAAAUCAAAAUCUCGUUCAAAAAGUUCCAAAACAAAUAGUGAAAAACCAACAUCAACUCAAUCUCGACAAAACCCACUUAUACCACCCUAUGUAUUACCAAAAAUAAUAUUACCAAAUUCAAUCGAUACUGAACAAUUAAGUUCACAAGUACGAGAACUUCUAUUUGCAUAUAGUAUUGGUCAACGUGUAUUCGGUGAAGCUGUACUUAAUCUUUCUCAAGGAACUGUUAGUGAAAUAUUAUCUAAACCUCGUCCUUGGCAUUCAUUAAGUGUAAAAGGCCGUGAACCAUAUAUACGUAUGUAUACAUGGUUUAAUGAUACAGGCAAUGUACAAAAAUUACUUGCUUGGAAACGAGAACGUGAUGCUAUACGUCGUUCUCGUCCUCCAGCUACAACAACUAAAACAACAUCAAUAACCGAUAAUGGUGAUUCAGAAAGUGGAAAUAAUAAUUCAUCAACAAGUAAUAAUCGUCCAAAACGUCGAUGUUUAUUUACUGAUGAUCAACGUCGUGUAUUAAAACAAAUCUUUGAAAAUGAACCAUAUCCAAGUCAAGCAACAUUAGAACAACUUGUUAGUGAAUUAUCUUUACCAAUGAAUAAAAUAGCUAAUUGGUUUCAUAAUUCACGUAUGAGAGCUAAAACAAAUAUACGUCC